ACCAAGGUAGCCGCUACGAUUCUUGAAUGAAUCUUAAAAGACUUUAGACAAAAAUCAAAAACGCUUCCUCUAAAAUUAAUCAUGUCAUCAGAAAUAUUAUAUCCGACAUACAUUAUUCAGUUUUUACCUCAGCAUCGAUAUUUUUUUUUGUAUUUUUAUUCAGGCAGCAGAUGAGACGUAUUCCCGCUUGCUGCUUCCCCAGAGUUUAAACUGCAGACGCGUCUCUAAACACAAGAAUGACGGUUGUGCGAAAGACGACAAAUGCACAGAAGUAUCAAGGAUAGCCCAGACAAGACACUACGUUAUUUAUCAUUCGUAAACGCACGUUUGCAUCGCCAAACGGUUUAAUUCUGCUUAAAUCCUCCCCGGGGCGAAGCAGCUGCCAUGUCUUUGCCUCCAGAGAAAGCGACAGAGUUAAAGCAGAUGAUCCACAAUCACCUGCUCGAGAUGGACGUCCAUGGAAAGAUCCGAGAGGUGCUGGCUGAGACGAUGAGGGACCACCAGGACUCGGGACACAAGUCUCUGUCUGAGGCGGAUCUGCUUCGUGCUCUGCAGCGCAGGGGCAUCGUAGACGAUCUGAUGAAAGACCUCCACUUUACCCAGGAAACAGCUACAAGUGCGAGGGUGGCGUCUCCUCUGCAGCCUGCCACUCAUUUUGUCGACAAAGACGUUCCUCGGCUCAAGAAAAGCAAUGUUGAUCCAUCAAGGCGGUACCUGUAUCUCCAGGUGCUUGGAGGUAAGGCAUUUCUGGAACACCUCCAGGAGCCAGACCCUUUACCUGGUCGUGUGUGUUCUACGUUUACACUCUACCUGCACUUCCGUGAUCAGAGGUUUCAUUCCAAACCGGUGCCCUGUGUGUGUGAACCCGACUUGAAGGAGGGAUUUCUCCUGGAGAUGCACCGGGACGGUGCAGGUAAGAAGAGCAGUAUGGCAGAUGCAACCAGCAUGCUGUCUAUGUGUGACCCCGUCCACCUGGUGCUGAUCAAGACCGACCCGUCUGGUGAGACGGCACUGGUGUCGUCCUACUGUCUGGACUGGAGGACGGUCCUCAGCUCCCCCAGCAGCAAGAUCAGCUGUGCCGUAGAGCUGAUGGGAGUCGGAAGUGAAAGCAGAGUUCCGGCUGGUGUUUUGAAUGUCAGCGUGGAGCUCUACCCUCCUCUCCCAGAAACCCUGAGCAGUGACGUCAUCAGCACACAGCAAUCCCUGGAGCGGCAGAGGACGGCAGAGAAGGAGAGGCUCUUCCUGGUCUACGCCAAACAGUGGUGGAGAGAGUUCCUUGAAAUCCGGCCGUCUCACCAAUCCAAACUGGUCAAGAUAUUUGCACAGGAUGAGAACUGCGUGAACCGGCCGGUCUGCUCCUACGUGCGAGUCCUGCGGGCGGGACGCCUGCUGGAGAACCCUCGCCAGGCGGCCCGCUUCGUCAGCCUGCUGGCCCAGGAGAAGGCCCCGGUGGUGGGGGGGGGCACGGGCAAGCAGGAGCAGUGGUGCACGCUGAUGGCCUUCUUAUGCAGAGGGAAGGGAGACUGUGAGGACCACGCUACCCUGCUGUGCAGCCUCCUCCUGGGCUUCGGCCUGGACGCGUACGUGUGCGUGGGCACCAAAUCCAAGGGAGGGCCACACACCUGGGUCCUGACCCGCGGGACCGACGGGAGCAUCACCUUCUGGGAGAGUCUGACUGCACACAGAUAUUUGCACCGAGCCAUUGAUCCGGACGCCCCCCCCCUGGCCCCCCAGCCCAAACCCUCCUCCCCCUACCGCACCGUGGGCUGCGUCUUCAACCACCAGAGCUUCCUGGCCAACUGUCAGCCCUCGGAUGCCGUGGAGCUGUGCGUCUUUGACUUCCAGAAUCAGUCUCGCUGGAAGGCGAUGAGUGAAGCGGCUCUGCAGUCGGUGUGCGGCCCCGGCGCCACCACGGCGCUGCCCCCCCCACCUCCUCUUUGCGCCCCCUCUCUGGAUCCUGCUGCCGCCAGCAACCAGCUGGAGCUGGAGCUGCGCUACCUGCUCUACGAGCACCGCAAGGACCUGGAUCUGGCCACCGUGUGGGACGACCACCUGUCCUACCUGCUGUCCUCGGCCCUGUCGGCCUACGAGAUGGAGCGCUGCACCGGCGUCUCCUGCGGCAACGAGGAGUUCCAGGACGCCGUGAGGAGGGCCGUGCCGGACGGACACACCUUCAAAGGCUUCCCCAUACACUUCCUGCACCGCAACGCUCGCAGAGCCUUCGCCACCUGCCUCAGGUCUCCAUUCUGCGAGGAGAUAGUCUGCUGCCGUGGCGACCACGUGAGGCUGGCGGUCCGCGUCCGAGUGUUUGCGUAUCCGGAGAACGCGUGUGCAGUGUGGCUCAUGUUUGCAGUUAAAUACCGGUCUGUACUCUGACCACCGGACCAAAGCCAUAUUUUAAAUGUUUCAGAGGAACUUCCACAGCACUCUGAGGUCGUAGGUCGUCAGGGUCCACCAUGAAACUACAGAGAAAUGAAGUGCAACCCCCGAUGUUUCCUCUCACCCUCAGGCCGUGUCUCAUACAUUACUACAGUCUCCAUUUGUACAGACAUUUAUACUAUUUAUUUUUCACUGUGCACUUUUUA
Messenger RNA from Cololabis saira (Pacific saury), 2585 nucleotides. It is a transcript of the gene cep76, whose product is annotated as centrosomal protein 76. The record is from RefSeq and is a predicted model, not a curated record. Bases 385 to 2376 code for a protein of 663 amino acids. The transcript is spliced from 13 exons. NCBI's taxonomy places the organism in Eukaryota, Metazoa, Chordata, Actinopteri, Beloniformes, Belonidae.